AUGGGUGAUCAGUUGAAUACGACUUACAGUUUGGAUGAAGAUUCCAGGGUGUUUGAUGAUAAAGAACUUCCUGAGACCCCCGUGAAAAUGGAGAGCGCUGGCAUCAAUAGAAGAUCGUUACGCCCGAGGCCCACUCCCAAAAUACCGAAUUCAAUCCUUGCAUGUACUACUCAAUUAUGUAAAUCUCCAGUACGAUCUUCAAAUACGCGUAAACGGCGAAACGUAUGUUGUACCAUUAAAGUCUUUCUUUCAAAAGCCGCUACUACGAACGCACCGAAGAAUUCUGUUACACGAAACAUUCCUAUGAUUACAACUCCGUGGACUGGUAUGACACCGCAAAUGGUAAAACAGAGGGGUGGAUCUCGGACCGCCAAAAAGUCUGACAUUCAAGUUCCUGAAAGCACCAAAACCCGUGCAUCAUCCGCUCUUUCAAAGAUAAAUGAAUAUGUCCCAAGAACGCCAACUAAGAUUGAAGUGAUGUCUCCUAGGCAGUGGGCAUUGAAAACUUCAUUAAGGAAUUCGGCAGUUCGAACCCAUUCAUACGGAAGCUUGCCGCCGAAAAAUAUGUUUGUUCCCAUUAAGCCUGUUCCUAAACUCGAUUUUGACGACGAUGACAACGUAAAUCCAACGUCAAUAAUGGUAUGCCAUUCUUUGUUUGAA
Messenger RNA from Rodentolepis nana, 660 nucleotides. The record is from the annotation of a GenBank genome assembly. Lineage: Eukaryota; Metazoa; Platyhelminthes; Cestoda; Cyclophyllidea; Hymenolepididae.